AUGGCCGGUACAUUUUUAUUUACUUCUGAAUCAGUUGGUGAAGGUCACCCAGAUAAGAUCUGUGACCAAGUCUCUGACGCCAUCUUGGACGCUUGUUUGGCCGAGGACCCUCACUCCAAGGUUGCUUGUGAGACCGCGGCAAAGACCGGUAUGAUUAUGGUCUUCGGCGAAAUUACUACAAAGGCGCAAUUGGACUACCAAAAGAUCGUCAGAGACACCAUUCAAAAGAUCGGCUACGAUGAUUCCGCCAAGGGUUUCGACUACAAGACCUGUAACGUUCUUGUCGCAAUCGAACAACAAUCCCCAGAUAUCGCUCAAGGUGUCCACGAAGAAAAAGACUUGGAAGACAUCGGUGCCGGUGAUCAAGGUAUCAUGUUUGGUUACGCUACAGAUGAAACCCCAGAAGGUCUGCCUUUGACUAUUCUUCUGGCCCAUAAGUUGAACAUGGCCAUGGCCGACGCCAGAAGAGAUGGGUCCUUGCCUUGGUUGAGACCAGACACCAAGACCCAAGUCACCGUCGAAUACAAGAACGACCACGGUAGAUGGAUCCCACUGAGGAUCGACACCGUAGUCGUAUCUGCUCAACACGCCGACGAGAUCACCACCGAGGACUUAAGAGCCCAACUGAAAUCCGAAAUCAUCGAGAAAGUCAUUCCAAAGGACAUGUUAGAUGAAAACACCAAAUACUUCAUUCAACCCUCCGGUAGAUUUGUCAUCGGUGGUCCUCAAGGUGACGCUGGUUUGACCGGUAGAAAGAUCAUCGUUGACGCCUACGGUGGUGCUUCCUCUGUCGGUGGUGGUGCCUUCUCCGGUAAGGACUACUCCAAGGUCGACCGUUCAGCCGCCUACGCCGCCAGAUGGGUCGCCAAGUCGCUCGUCGCUGCUGGUCUAUGUAAGAGAGUCCAAGUCCAAUUCUCGUAUGCCAUCGGUAUUGCCGAGCCAUUAUCCUUGCACGUCGACACCUACGGUACCGCUUCCAAGUCCGACGAGGAAAUCAUUGCAAUCAUCAGCAAGAACUUCGACUUAAGACCUGGUGUGUUAGUCAAGGAACUGGACUUGGCUAGACCAAUCUACUUGCCAACCGCCUCUUACGGUCACUUCACUAACCAAGAAUACCCAUGGGAAAAACCAAAGACUUUGAAAUUCUAA
Saccharomyces kudriavzevii IFO 1802 is the source of this 1149-nucleotide messenger RNA. It is a transcript of the gene SAM1, whose product is annotated as methionine adenosyltransferase SAM1. Gene Ontology annotation, biological process: S-adenosylmethionine biosynthetic process. Gene Ontology annotation, molecular function: methionine adenosyltransferase activity; ATP binding. Lineage: Eukaryota; Fungi; Ascomycota; Saccharomycetes; Saccharomycetales; Saccharomycetaceae. Gene Ontology annotation, cellular component: cytosol. The transcript has a single exon. The coding region runs from base 1 to 1149 and encodes 382 amino acids. The record is from RefSeq and is a predicted model, not a curated record.